AUGACUCCAACUCUCAGCAAAGUUCUCUUCGGUCUUCCAGCUUUCGCUGUCUCAGCUUUCGCAGAACCAAUCUCGAAAUGUUCUGCGGAUUGCAUUUCCAUCCCAAACGCAAUUGUGGACUCCGUUAGUCAUCACACACUCGGCGAAGCGAUCCCGCUUCCCAAUACUGUCCCAUCUUGCGGCGGGCCAUCGUUGAAAGUCAACAUUACAAGCAGUCUUUGCAGAGUUGUUGUCAAUGUUACGACCAGCGCAUCCAGCUCCACCCGAAUUGAAGCUUGGUUGCCCGAUGACUGGAAUAGUCGUUUGCUGGCAACCGGAACCGGUGGUAUCGGAGGAUGCAUUGACUACCGAUUUGUACAGAACGGCGCGCAGCUAGGGUUUGCCAGUUUCGGUACCAACACGGGCCAUGAUGGAGAGCAGGGGUUUGACUUCUUCCUCAACCAGCCCGAGGUCAUCAACGACUUUGGCCAUCGAGGUAUCCACGUCGAGGCACAGGUUGCCAAGCAAAUCGUCGAGCAGUAUUACGGAAAGAAGGCGUCGAAGAGCUACUACCAGGGCUGCAGCACAGGAGGACGUCAAGGUCUACAAAAUGCGCAACUGUACCCCGAAGAUUUCGAUGGCAUCCUUGCCGGAGCUCCUGGGAUUGACUGGCUCCACAUCGUGGCGUCCAAGGGUAUCCUGGCUCGCAGAAUUGGCUGGCCUGACCUUGAGUCCGAUGCUUAUGUUCGACCUGAACAGUGGCAGGCGAUAGUCGCCAAGCAGAUCGAGAUGUUUGAUCCUCUAGAUGGUGUCAAAGAUGGAGUUAUUGACAACCCUGCUGCACAUGCGUUCGACCCCGCUAUCAUGGCUUGCGGCACUGAUGUUCUCAACAGCUCUCUGUGCCUGAAGCCUCGACAAGUUGCUUCUGUUCGGGCCGCAUACGAGCCCCUUGCUGACUCCGAGGGUCGUAUCGUCUACCCAGGUUUUAACAUUGGUUCAGAUACGAGUGUCUUUUCCGCCAACCAGGUCAAUGGAACUGCAGACUUGGCCUACAAGGUUCUCCAGGACUUCUGGCGUGGGGCCGUCUACAACGACUCUAGUUGGACCCCGCAUAACUUCACAGUGAAGGACAUGGACUUCGCCGUCAAAACAAACCCGGGAGGCGUCAACGCAGCCGAGGGCAAGUUGGACAAGUUCUAUGCCAAGGGUGGCAAGAUCAUUUCUUACCACGGACAGGCGGAUCAGACUAUCACUCCCAAGUUAAUUGCAGAGUACUAUGCCAAAGUCCAGAGUAAUCUCAACGCCACUCUCGAAGACAUGCACUCCUUUUAUCGACACUUUUUUAUCCCUGGCAUGUAUCACUGCUCCGGAGGCCCUGGUGCUUUCGAUGUUGGGCAGGCAUACCCGAUGGAUGAGGAUAGACUGAACGCCAAAGAAAAUGUUCUGCUUGCGUUGACAAAGUGGGUGGAGGAUGGUGAAGAGCCCGCCACUCUUGUUGGAGCGAAGUACGAUACUGCUGGAAAAGCCACGGCCUAUCGAAAGUACUGUCCCUACCCUUACGAGAGUAAAUGGGAUGGAUCUGGAAACACGACCAAGGCGGACAGCUGGGAUUGUGUUAUGCCAGGGGCUUGA
Messenger RNA from Fusarium pseudograminearum CS3096, 1611 nucleotides. RefSeq lists its product as uncharacterized. Lineage: Eukaryota; Fungi; Ascomycota; Sordariomycetes; Hypocreales; Nectriaceae. The transcript has 3 exons. The coding region runs from base 1 to 1611 and encodes 536 amino acids. The record is from RefSeq and is a predicted model, not a curated record.